AAGUAGGGAAGGGAAAGCGAGUUGAAUUAUUAAAGGCCCUUUAGAUAGAAGUCUCACACACCACACAUUUGGUUUGAAGGCUGUUCAGAUCAGAUCAGACCAAACCCAUGAUGCUUUCUUCUGGUUCUUCAACUGGUAAAUGGAAAUUCAAUGUGUUCUUGAGCUUCAGAGGCGAAGACACCCGUUUUGGCUUCACAGACCGUCUCUACAAAGCCUUAAUACACAAAGGAAUCUCCACCUUCAGAGACGAAGACGAGAUCGAAGAAGGCAAAGACAUUUCUACCGAUCUGUCGGCCGCCAUUGAAGCGUCCAGAAUCGCGCUCAUUGUGGUUUCAGAAAACUACGCUUCUUCGAGGUGGUGCCUUGAGGAGCUGAGUAAGAUCUUUGAAUGCCACCACCGGCUUGGGAUGACCGUUUUGCCAAUCUUUUAUAAAGUGGAUCCUUCUCAUGUUCGGAACCAGACAGGAACAUUUGCAGAGUCUUUUGCUAAACACGAACUCAGAUUUGGAGAACAUAACCCCAACAUCCAAAAAUGGAGGCACCUUCUUACCAACCUCGCCAACCUCAAGGCUUGGCUUUUGGAACCUGGGACACAUGAAUCAAAGGUCAUCGAAGAAAUCACGACGGUUCUAUGGAAGAGAAUCAAACCGACCUUGAGAGUCACUCAAGAACACCAACUAGUUGGAAUCAAUUCUAAACUAACCAAACUUUCUUCUCUUUUGAACUCGAACUCAGAUGAGGAUGUGAUAUGGAUAGGAAUUCAUGGAAUGGGUGGCAUUGGUAAGACGACAUUAGCUAGGGUUUGUUACGAGCGAAUUCGCGACAAAUUCGAAGCUCAUUGCUUCGUCUCCAACGUUCAAGAGAAAUUUGAAACCUCUGGUCUUCCAUAUUUACAAAGCCAACUCCUUUCAAGGAUGUUUUCAAUUGAAAACAAAGACAUUGGAGACGUUGAAGAAGGCAUUGCUAUGAUAAACCAAGCGGUGUUUCAAAAAAAGAUUCUUCUUGUCCUAGAUGACGUGAAUUGUUCAGACCAAAUCAUGGGAUUGAUUCCAAACAAAAACUCUUUUGGAAAUGGCAGUAGAAUCAUCAUCACAACAAGAAAUGCAGAUUUACUUUCAAACGAGUUUGAAGUGAAAAGAAUGUUCAAAAUGGUAGAACUUACAAACGAGGAAGCCCUUCAACUCCUUAAUUUGAGUGCUUGUCCAAAACAAGAUUGCUUAGAACACUCCAAGAACAUUGUCAAGAUUGUGGGAGGCCACCCUCUUGCACUCAAAUUAUUGGGAUCAUCUCUAAGAAACAAAGAUUUGAAGGUGUGGAAGUAUGUGAUAGAGGAGCUUAAAGGAGGUGGGAAUAUUCAUGACAAAGUUUUUAAGUGUCUUAAAGUGAGUUAUGAUGGGUUGGAUGAGUGGGAGAAAGAGAUAUUUCUAGACGUUGCUUGCUUCUUCAAAGGGAAGAGAAAAGAGCUUGUAGAAGAGAUUCUAAAUGGUUGUGGUUUCCAUGCCAAAAUAAGGGUUGAACUUCUCAUUCAAAAAUCUCUCUUAACUCUCUCGUAUCACAAUAAAUUGAUGAUGCAUGAUUUAUUGCAAGAAAUGGGUCGGAAAAUUGUUCGUCAUAAACCUGUUCAAGAUCGAUUAUGGCGCCAGAAAGAUAUUAAAAGCAUGGUCGGAGAAGCAUCGGUCGAAAGCAUAUUGUUCAAGUCGACAAGAAACGUUAUGGAGUUUCCAAUUUCGUUCUCAAGAAUGCACCAACUAAGGCUGCUUAAUUUUCACAAUGUGAGGCUGAAAAAUGAGUUGGAAUAUUGCAUUCCAAGUGAGUUAAGAUAUUUGAAGUGGAAAGGAUAUCCCUUGGAGAUUUUGCUAUUGAAUUCUGAAGAAUGUAAGCUUAUUAAGCUUCACAUGUGCCACAGCAAUUUGAAGCAAUUUUGGCAUGGAGAAAAGCAUUUGGAGGAGCUAAAGUAUAUCAAACUCAAUCAUUCACGGAAGUUAUUCAAAACUCCAAACUUCGAAACUAUUCCAAAUCUCACAAGAUUAGAGCUUGAAGGUUGUAUAAGUUUGGUCAAUAUUCAUCCAACAAUUUUCACUGCAAAAAAACUCACUUUUUUGAGUUUGAAAGAUUGCAUCAAUCUCACCAAUUUUCCACCCCAAAUUAACAUCAAAGCUCUUGAAAUUUUGAUUCUCAAUGGCUGUUCAAAGCUUAAGAAGAUCCCAGAAUUUUCAGGCAACACAAGUAUAUUACUCGAACUCCAUUUGGAUGGAACCUCCAUAUCAAGCCUACCUUCAUCAAUAGCCAUCUUAGAUCACCUAACGGUGCUGAGCUUAACCAAUUGUAAAAAUCUUAUCAACAUUUCAAAUGCGUUGGAUAAGAUCACAUCUCUCAAAAGCUUAAAUCUUUCGGGAUGUUCGAAGCUUGGAAAUAGAAAACGAAAGCGGGGCGACGUCGAAACGGUGGAGUUCGACGUGAGACGAACGACACGAAGAACGGACGACGGAGACAAUAUCUUUCGAAAGAUUAUUCUUUGGUUAUGCAAAGCUCCAACAAGUGGCAUUUUUGGGAUACCAUCACUGGCCGGUUUGUAUUCUCUUACAAGGCUAAAUUUGAGUGAUUGCAAGCUUGAGGAAGUCCCGGAAGGGAUCGAGUGUUUGGUGUCGUUGGUGCAUCUGAAUUUGUCUCGAAAUAAUUUCUCUCAUCUUCCUACAAGCAUUUCUCGACUCCAUAACUUGAAAAGAUUGAACGUAAACGAGUGCGAAAAGCUUCUUCAUUUCCCAAAGCUACCACCAAGGAUCUUAAGGUUGAUGUCAAAGGGCUGCAUUUCAUUGAAAGAUUUUCUAGACAUUUCAAAAGUUGACCAUUCAUAUUUCAUGAUAGAAAUGAAUCUUAUGAAUUGCUUCCAAUGGGUUGACAACAAAGAGCUCCAUAAAUUGAUCACUUCUUGGAUGCAAAAGAUGCUCUUUCGAAAAGGACCCUUCAACAUUUUGGUUCCCGGGUGCGAGAUCCCCGAUUGGUUCACAACGAAAAAAAUGGGAUCUUCGAUAUGCGUCGAGUGGGAUCAUGAUGCACCAAACGCCAACAUGGUUCGCUUUGCACUCUGUGUCAUUUGUGGACCGAGCAACAAAAAAGACAUCAUCGAUGUUCCCUUCAUUAUUUUUGCAUCGGUGACUGGAAAAGACCAUAACGACCCAAAUUUGAACAAUGGAGAUCUUAUUGUUGGUGCAUUCAAUGUUUCAGGGAUGAAGAAGUUAGACCAUAUUUGGAUGUUCGUCUUGCCUCGAACUACGACUCUGACAAGAAAGAUUCGCAACUGUAAAGAGAUUGAGUUUCGAUUCGUGCUCCAAUUUAAUUACAAUCAAACUGUUAUCCCAAAUGUCGAAUUAAAAAAGUGUGGAGUUGGUUUGAUAAAUAUGGAAGAAGAGAGUGAAGCCAUGAAAAGGUAUGCUUCGUAUAUUAUUGUAAAGAACAGAAUGAAGUCACUAUUGAAGUAUUGAUAGAUUAUUUACCAUGGCUAUCAUAUGUUUAACCCUUUGUAAUAUCAUUUUCUUCUCCAUCAAUAUCGUGAAUGAUAUAAGUGUGACGUGAUUUAGAUUUCCUUUUCAACUAAACGAAGGUUAUCA
Cucurbita pepo subsp. pepo (vegetable marrow) is the source of this 3608-nucleotide messenger RNA. NCBI's taxonomy places the organism in Eukaryota, Viridiplantae, Streptophyta, Magnoliopsida, Cucurbitales, Cucurbitaceae. The record is from RefSeq and is a predicted model, not a curated record.